AUAUCUCUUAACCAAAAAAAUAAAAUAAAAAAUAAAUUUAGUCCCCCCUUCCUGCUUCAUCUUCAUCUACAUCUUCAUCUAUCCAAUUCAUUUCAGUCUCCAUCCCACCUAUAUAGUUCCCAAUUCACGCCACAGACAUCCCCCGCCCUCCUCGUUUCCCCCAUUUCUUUGAUUAUUAAAUUCCAUUUCAUUAUUAUUUAAUUAAUAAACCCAAUUCUAGAUUUCAAACAAGAGGGAAAGAGGAAGAAGAGGGCAUGAUUUGCAGAGGGAAGGAGAACAAUAAUGAGCAUGCCCUCUCAAAUCUCGGUUCACGUGCUUUCCCUGAGAUUUGGCAUCUGGGUUUUGCUCGAAUCGGUUUGGUUGAUUGAUCGCGUACUUGUUUCUUUCUUUUAGUAGCAUUCGGGGUAAAGUUUCAGAAUUUCGGCAAUACGAAAUAUAAAAAAAAUAAAAAUAUAUAAUUGAAAGAAAGGGAAGAUGCAAGCGUCAUCGGAGAAUGGGAAGCUAUUCAUCGGCGGGAUAUCGUGGGACACGAACGAAGACCGGCUCCGAGAAUACUUUGGGUCGUUCGGAGAGGUCGUGGAAGCCGUUAUAAUGAAGGAUCGAGCCACCGGUCGGGCCCGCGGAUUCGGUUUCGUGGUCUUCGCCGAUGGAGCUGUCGCUGAGCGAGUCACUCAGGAGAAACACAACAUCGAUGGAAGAAUGGUGGAGGCAAAGAAGGCUGUUCCAAAGGAUGAUCAGAACAUUCUGCACAGAACCACAAGUAGCAUUAUUCAAUACGGUUCUCCAAGUCCAGGUCGAACCAGAAAAAUCUUUGUAGGAGGAUUAGCAUCCACAGUCACAGAAGCUGAUUUCCGUAACUACUUCGAGCAGUUUGGAACAAUCACAGAUGUGGUAGUUAUGUAUGAUCAUAACACGCAGAGGCCAAGAGGGUUCGGGUUCAUAACAUACGAUUCGGAGGAAGCAGUUGACAAAGUCCUCCACUUGAAGACCUUCCAUGAACUCAAUGGGAAAAUGGUCGAGGUCAAGAGAGCAGUCCCCAAGGAGCUAUCUCCAGCUGGUCCAAGCCGUGGCACAUCUCCACUAAACAACUAUGGUCUUGGUAGGGUUAGUAGCAGCUUUCUUACUGGUUACAAUCAAGGAUAUAACCCAGGAACAGUUGGGUAUGGGCUUAGAAUGGACCACGGAGGAAGGUUCAGUCCUGUUGUUGCAAGUCGAAGUGGGUAUGGUCCCAAUUUCGGUUCUGGUUACGGGAUGGGUUUGAAUUUUGAGCCAGGUUUGAGUCAAGCUGCAUAUGGAGGGAGUGGUGGGAACUUUAACGGCGGGUUCAGGGGGAUGAUGAAUCAUCACCCUUAUUACAUCGAGAGCACAAAUAGAUUCAGUAAUCCAAUAGGGUAUGAUAAUGCAGGUAGUAAUAAUGGAGGAAAUACUUCUUUCUUCAGCUCGGUUACUAGGAACAUGUGGGGAAAUGGAGGGCUUACCAACUCUGCUGGUCUAGAUGAUGCUUAUGUGGGUCAUGGAAACACAUUUGGCAACCGAAGUAUAAAUUGGGGUGAUGAAGUCAACAACAAUGCACCCAACAAUAGUCUGAAUUUCUCAUAUGGCGGUGGAGAGAACAGCUUUAGCUUGGGGCCUUCUACAGGGAGCUAUGGAGGGGGAAGAAGCAGCAGUGGGAAUAACAGUGUGAUAAACCCUACUGCUUCAUCAGGUGGUGGGUUUGAUGGAGGAUUGAUAGCUGAUCAUCUCUACGUUGGAGGUGGUGGUGGUGGUUCCGAAGAUUAUGGAGAACCCGCUUGGCGAGAUGGGGGGCUUCCCCUUGGCAGUAAUAAUACAACUUCAGAUGUUGCAGUGAAAAGCCCUUCUCCUGGGUUUGUUGGUGGCUAUAGUGUUAAUAAAAGACAGACAACUAGAGGAAUCGCUACCUAGGUGGAUCAAGCUGUUGAAGCUGGUGGAAAUUACUGAGUAUUAGCACAGAUUUUCCCCUACAUUGAUAAGUAUAUUUACCAUGUUAGUUAAAGAAGGAUUUACCAUGGGGUUAUUCUGGAGAUGAACUGUGGAGUGCCCUGUCUCAAGAAGGAAAAGUUGGAAGUUUAAAAGCUUUAGGGAUAAUACAUAGAAGAAGAAGUUAUAAGGAAACUAUUAUGUUAUUGUUUUGAGUGCUUUCUAGGGGUUUUCAUCGUCAUUCUUAGCAUUGUUGGUUAAUGAGUGAAAUGUACAUCAGCUUGCGGCAGCCAUACAAAAAAAAAAAAAAAAAAAAGGUAUUGCUUUCAUAGGUUUUCUUUUGUUCUUUAUCGUUGGGUUUCCGUUAAUGUCUCUCUGUAGCAUACCUGGCAGUUUUGUGGAUUAUUGUCAGGUAUAUUUUCCUCUAUGCUGUAUUCCUUAUCCCCCUCGGAUUGUUUGUAUUGUUGAGCUUGGAGCUCUAGUGCAGCUAGAGAGUACAAAACUUGUCUAAAGGAUACCCAUCUACGGUUCCUCAUUAAUAAAAAUAAUAUUAUUACCAGAUUGCUUAUA
This is a messenger RNA of Linum tenue, 2508 nucleotides long. The record is from the annotation of a GenBank genome assembly. NCBI's taxonomy places the organism in Eukaryota, Viridiplantae, Streptophyta, Magnoliopsida, Malpighiales, Linaceae.